AAAAGGACAAUCGAUCUUCAUCAAGUAACAAGUGACUGCGUUAUUCCAGAGGUGGCUCAUGAGACCCAUAAGGCUUCCUGAACCGCCCAUAGGACGGAGGAGCGCGGCGGAGGUGUUCGAAGCCGGGAUUUAUGGGAUAAUCAAACGGGUUGUUGUGAUAGGAAAUGGCUUCUCGGGAGCUGAGAAUCAAUGCAUCGGUUUGGUUCGGGCUUUAGGCCUCUCGGGUUGUCUUACUUUAUAUCGUGUUACAAGGCCAAGAGGAGGAAUCAAUAAGUGGCUACAUUGGCUUCCGGUUUCUCUUCAUAAAAAAUUGGAUUAUGUUAUAAGGCAAAUUUGCAUCUAUUCAGGAGUUCAAGUGGAAGCUAGAUGGGUACCAAAGAUGGCACCCUUUUAUGUUGAAGAAGUCUUUGAUUUGUCCUUUUUUGUACCCCCCCCCCCCAAAAAAAAAAUCAAAAUUCAUAUGAGAACUACAGGGCUGUCCAGUGUAAUAGAAGCUGAUGCAAAACAAAUUGCAAUGAUGGCACGGGAUACAUUUGAGAAGGAGGGCCCUCUGUUGGUCAUAGCGUCUGGUCGGGAUACAAUUUCUGUUGCGAGCUCCAUUAAACGGUUAGCCACAGAAAAUGUUUUUCUUGUUCAGAUACAACAUCCACGGUCACGGCUGAAUAGGUUUGAUUUAGUGAUUACUCCUCAGCAUGAUUAUUAUCCAUUGACUCCUCAUGGACAGAGACAAAUUCCUUGGUUUCUCCGGAGGUGGAUAACUCCUCGCAGACCUCCUGCUAGACAUGUGGUUCUCACUGUGGGAGCUCUUCAUCCGGCUGAUUCUGCUGCAUUAAGAAGUGCUGCUUCAGUCUGGCAUGAUGAACUGGCCCCGCUUGCAAGGCCCUUGCUUGUUGUCAACAUUGGAGGGCCAACAAGCAGCUGUCAAUAUGGUGCGGAUCUUGCAAAGCAGUUAAUAGCUAUGCUGCAGAAUGUUUUAUGGAGUUGCGGCAGCAUCAGGAUAUCUUUCUCGAGAAGGACUCCUGAGAAGGUAUCAAAAAUCUUAUUGAAGGAGUUUAGUUCUAAUCCAAAGGUUUACAUUUGGGAUGGUGAAGGUCCUAAUCCACACAUGGGACAUCUGGCUUGGGCUGAUGCUUUUGUUAUCACAGCAGACUCGGUAAGCAUGUUGAGUGAGGCUUGCACUACAGGAAAACCAGUCUAUGUUAUAGGAGCUGAGAGAUGUACAUGGAAACUUGCUGACUUCCAAAAGUCUCUGCGGGAACGAGGAGCAGUUCGUCCUUUCACUGGCAAAGAGGAUAUAUCUGAGAGCUGGAGCUAUACACCGUUAAAUGACACAGCAGGGGCCGCUAGCCAGGUGAUGAAGGCACUUGCUGCUCGAGGAUGGCCAAUAGACGCAUAAUCUGCUUGCAGUGCUCGAUUUUUAUCCAAGCUUUUGCAAUUGCUUCCACCUUUGAACAGAGUUUAAUCCAGUCUGUACCAACUGAUUGAUCUUCUUUUGCACACAUGUCCAAGUGAGGACAUAUCAGAAAAGUUUUUUCUGUAGUUCUUUUUCUUUCACAAUUAAUUUUGUCACUCCUUGCUUCUUGUUCACACCACAAAUUUUGAGUGUAAGGUAAAAGAGACAUGAAUUCUACUUUGUUCAUCAUAUUUUGAUCCAAAGGCAAAUGGAUAAAAGAAUCACACUUCUGUUUCUCUCUA
Molecule: messenger RNA, 1695 nt
Organism: Gossypium raimondii (Peruvian cotton)
Lineage: Eukaryota; Viridiplantae; Streptophyta; Magnoliopsida; Malvales; Malvaceae
Product: mitochondrial fission protein ELM1
Exons: 11
Coding region: 59-1396 (445 amino acids)
Biological process (GO): mitochondrial fission
Cellular component (GO): mitochondrial outer membrane
Source: RefSeq, a predicted model, not a curated record